This is a messenger RNA of Trichosurus vulpecula (common brushtail), 1519 nucleotides long. It is a transcript of the gene BOLA2B, whose product is annotated as bolA family member 2B. Gene Ontology annotation, biological process: intracellular iron ion homeostasis. The transcript is spliced from 3 exons. NCBI's taxonomy places the organism in Eukaryota, Metazoa, Chordata, Mammalia, Diprotodontia, Phalangeridae. Gene Ontology annotation, molecular function: 2 iron, 2 sulfur cluster binding. Gene Ontology annotation, cellular component: nucleus; cytosol. The record is from RefSeq and is a predicted model, not a curated record. The coding region runs from base 72 to 332 and encodes 86 amino acids.
AGUGACGACAGUGUGGGCGGAAGAGGCGCCGGCUGAGGGUCCUGGGACCGGCCUAGGAUUCGGCAACCGAGAUGGAGCUGAGUGCAGAGUACCUACGGGAGAAGCUACUGCGGGAAUUGGAAGCAGAACACGUGGAGGUGGAGGACACGACCCCCUCCCGCUGCGCUUCUAGUUUCCGAGUCCUUGUGGUCUCCUCCAAGUUCCAAGGGAAGCCGCUUCUGCAGAGACACAGGCUGGUGAAUACGUGCCUGGCGGAAGAGCUGCAGCAUAUCCACGCGUUAGAGCAGAAGACCCUGACCCCUGAGCAGUGGGACAAGGAGCGGCAGAAGUGAGGUGCCGAGCAGGGCAGGAGACCCCCACCUCCACAUUAAGACAUUAAAUUUCUGGUCUGUGGCUCGGCCCUUGCUGUGUGCCCUGCACGUGUGUGUGUGUGUGUGUGUGUGUGUUGUCUGUUUUUAUUUGUCCGUGUCAGUCUGUCCACCGGGCUUGUUGUGGGUGGAGUGAGGACCCUGGCGUUCUGGGCCCGGUUCAGUCCCUUCACCCCCUUGGGCGGUCCUCUUCCUUUCUGAGUCUCAGUUUUCUCAUCUGUAAAAUGAGAGUGUUGGACUACGUAGGGCGGCCCUAAGGUCCCCUUGGGCUCUGUUUCUGUGACUCUUUGGCCGAGGUGCCCAGAUUUGCCCCCUUAUCGGGGGUCCUGUGGGCCAGGGGACUGUGGUGCUUUCCUAGUUGCUGUUGACGAGUCAUCCACGUUUCCCCUUCCAGACCGCUGGGUAGGGAAUUACCUCCAGCCCCAGCUUCUUCUUGGCUUAUUUCCUCAAGCUUAAGUUACCAACUGGUGUACGGAGAAAUAACCCCCCAGCAGGGAUUUCCCAGCUGUCUAGCAGGCUGAAGCUUCUCAAGGGAAGUUCCUUGUACCCCUGAAAUCAUAUGCUUGGUUUCUUAAUGUUGUAACAGCAGCUCUGGGAACUAUGAGGUGGCCUGGAAAUUUUCCCUUUGAGCCUGGAGAGGUGGAGGACCAGGCUUUUCUCAUGCAAAGUCCUUGAAUUAUGCAUAACAUGUUAGAACUGAAGGCCAGUAUAGAAACUACGUACUCUAUGCCGUUAUUUAAAGAGGAAACAGACUCAGAAAGAGAAAAGGUUUUUUGAGGGGUUAUCAUGAAGCAGGUUAAUGGAGCCACGACUAGGACUCAGUUCUCCUGACUCAACACAGACUUCUUUACUGGAAAAGAAGAGUUUCUGCUGACUUCCACUUAUCCAAGCUUCAUCCUACUGUUCCUGUGGGCCACUUUCUCAGGUCCUAAACCACUGCAAGUUUCAUUAGCAUAUGAUUGGGAAAAGUGUUUCAAAAAAUUACUCUGAGCAUCAUGUAGUUAGUUAACAACCAGGCUUGUUCCUCAAUAACAAUUCAGAAAAUGACCUCCUUGCUAUGUUGGUUAGUUUCACUGAACUGCUUCUCCCCCACCCUUUUUAAUCUUUGGAAAUGAAAGUAAUGUAAAAAUAAAAGACAGCAAUUAAAAUAA